Molecule: messenger RNA, 2229 nt
Organism: Cuscuta europaea
Lineage: Eukaryota; Viridiplantae; Streptophyta; Magnoliopsida; Solanales; Convolvulaceae
Source: the annotation of a GenBank genome assembly
UUUCAUAACCAAAGCGCAUUUUUGAAACUCUAAGUUAUACUCUUUUUCCCUUCUAUUCUUAUACUAAAGCCAUACUCCCAUCACCAAAACCUUAAUCGAAUCAAGGAUUUAAGGCUGCAUUCAAAUAGACAUUAAGGUCUCAUCUUGUGCUAUCUAUGGGUUGCUUCAACUAGUAGUCGUAUAUUCCGUAUUAAUGUAUUAUUGUUCAAUUUUUCCAAUAAUUUCUCUAUUUGGCACUAUAUGUUGCAUUUACCCAUUUAGUAAGUAACGAUUCACAUAUACCGCAGUAAUUUCUUCUUUCACUUUUCAGUAUAGAACUUGUGAUUAUCAGGCUUGAGCUUUCGGAAAAUGAGGGAACUGGUGACAAUCCAAGUAGGAGGCUAUGCAAACUUCAUUGGUUCUCACUUCUGGAACUUCCAGGAUGAAUUGCAAGGAUUGGCCAAUAGCUCUGAGAGUAAUGAAGUGUUUACGAAUCAUUCUCUUAAUCCAGAUGUACUCUAUAGGAGUAGUGAAACACAGCAGGGCCUCCUUACCUACACACCACGAUUGGUUUCAGUUGAUUUUCAAGGUUCUCUGGGAUCUAUGAGUUCACAUGGAACUUUGUACAAUAAAGAGCUUUCUCAAAGUUCAGAUGUUGUAACAUGGGAUGGUAAAGUUACAACUGAGGCUAGUGAACCUUUGAAAAAGAACCUCUUCUUGCAAAGCUUGUACAUGGAAGAAAAGAAAACGGAAAUGGAAAAUUGUCAUGAUGGCAAGGAGAGUGCCUCCCACAAUGAAAUUCAGGACACAGACAUUGUUGAAUGUUUAGAAAAUGGUGUCCAGUACUGGACUGACUUCUCAAAAAGUCAUUAUCAUCACCAGAGUUUGUAUGAAGUAAGUGGGUUAUGGAUGGAUGCUCAAGAAUUUGAUAAUUAUGGCAUUGGGAGGGAUAUAUUCCACACUCAUCAACGCGGUGAUGAAAUAAAUGAAAGGCUUCGUUUCUUCAUUGAAGAGUGUGAUCACAUUCAGGGUAUACAAUUCAUAGUUGAUGACUCUGGAGGUUUUUCUGGAGUAGCUGCAGAUUUCUUGGAAAGCAUUGCAGAUGACUAUAGUAACCUCCCUGUGUUACUCUAUGCUGCACGAAGUCCUCAAUCAUUUAUCAACAUGAAAAGCCAUAAGCUAAACGUCUCGCGAAAUCUUCAUGAUGCUGUUUCAUUUUCAAGACUAUCAUCCUUGUGUAAAUUGAUUGUCCCGAUUGGCUUGCCGUCAUUGAGUAGAAGUAAAGCAUCCAGGCUUCUCUGCAUUAAAGAUGAGCAGCCUUACCACACCAGUGCAGUUUAUGCAUCUGCUUUGCACUCUAUGUGUCUUCCAUUUAGAAUUGAACAGCCAGGACCCACAUCAGAGUUGUCGGUUUAUGCUUGUGGUGGGUUAGACAUGUACGAAGCCAUACACAUGUUAGCAGAUCAAGCUAGGCAGAAUAUGGUUUCUACAUUAGAUGUUGCCAUGCCUGCUCCUUCGUUAACUGGGAAUACGUUUGAGUGGUCGUUGCUUGAGAAUUUCCUGCCCUUGACCCCAGAGGUAGCAGAAGACGUUGAAGACCUUCAUGUCAUGGAAUGCAUGACCAUUCACGGAGUCCUAAGAUCUGAAUGCCGGAGGAUACCGCCAGUUUCUGAGGUUAAGAAUGCAGUUCAGGAAGCAUAUGAAAAAACAGCAAUGUUGAGACCAAGAUUCAUGCACCUAUCAGCAAGUUGUUGCCCUCUACCCAUACCAUUGCCUUUUCCCACUAUCUUUGGAAAUGCCAUCGGCCAAAAUGGCGAGUUAUUAAAAGCGUCUGAUACGGUUUCUCCACCAAGGGGGGCGCUUUCUGUUCAUUCCAUUCCAUUGGCAGCAAGACUGCGUUCUACCACCGCCAUUUUACCCUUUUUGGAAAGGAGACUGGAAAAUCUGCGAAAGCUAGGUAUCCGGCAAGGAGGGGUCGGGGGCCCUGUUCUUGAGAGUUGGGGUUUUGGGAGAGAUGAAGUAGAAGACUUGGGUGAGAAACUGUCACAGAUGGUUAAUACACUUAAUCCUUAUUCGGACGUAUCCUCUGAUUCUGAUUAAUUGUUCUUGUAUUCUAAUCAAUUGUGUAAAAGAACUAGAGGAUUUUUCUGAAGAACUAAAGGGAAAUGCUUAUUGCCAAAAUUUGACUGAUUGUAUUUGUAUUAUGAGUGUAGUUUUGUAACUAACCGAAACAGCGGGGUUAAAGUUGUU